AUUACUCUGCUUUUCAUCUGCUGUGUUGAAAGCCAACUUAUCAUUUUUCACAUUAUUGCAUACAUCUAAAAGAUGUCAUAAACAAAGACUGGGAAAGUGAACACUGAAAAAUUGAGAAAGUUUUAUUUGUUGGAGGUCACAACUCCAUUGGGAGCUCCUUCUCUAAUGGUACCUCAGCCCAUGAUUCAUACCCAGCAAGGCCUAAGGACCAGUACUCCUUCCACUCCAUCCGCAGAACAUCAAGAAGAUGUAGAUUCCUUCAUGAAACAGCCUGGGAAUGAGACUGCAGAUACAGUACUAAAGAAGCUGGAUGAACAGUACCAGAAGUAUAAGUUUAUGGAACUCAACCUUGCUCAAAAAAAAAGAAGGCUAAAAGGUCAGAUUCCUGAAAUUAAACAGACUUUGGAAAUUCUAAAAUAUAUGCAGAAGAAAAAAGAGUCCACCAACUCACUGGAGACCAGAUUCUUACUGGCAGAUAACCUGUAUUGCAAAGCUUCGGUUCCUCCUACCGAUAAAGUGUGUCUGUGGUUGGGGGCUAAUGUAAUGCUUGAAUAUGAUAUUGAUGAAGCUCAGGCAUUGUUGGAAAAGAAUUUAUCGACUGCCACAAAGAAUCUUGAUUCCCUUGAGGAAGACCUUGACUUUCUUCGAGAUCAAUUUACUACCACAGAAGUCAAUAUGGCCAGGGUUUAUAAUUGGGAUGUAAAAAGAAGAAACAAGGAUGAUUCUGCCAAGAACAAAGCAUAAUACUGGCAAUUAAAAAUGUGGUUUAGUUUUCCAAACAUGUUAUCUUAAAUACCCCUUUAUCUUUACAGGUUGACAUAACUUUGAAUGUUUUAACAGCAAGAAUUUUAAGAAAAGAUAAACACCAUUUUAUUUAUUUAUAAAAACAAAUUUAGUUUCAAAUAUUCUUGACAUUGUGCUUUUAUUUUCACAUUUCUCAGCAAAGCUAAUGCUAUUUUAAUCAUUAUUUUUGUCUGUCAUAAGAAAAUUCUUAGAUGAAAUGGCCGAAAACUGUGAGACAUGCUGUGGAAGCUGAAUGCCAGACGCUAGGACAGUUUACUUUUUCCCUUUCUUAUUAGCCGAUGUUACUCUCACUUGAUGUGGUUAAACCAUUUUAGAAGUAGAGAAGACAGACAGUUUGAAUAUUUGUAAACUUGUUUUUAUUUGGUAUAUGUAGGACUUAGUGAUCCUGUGUUGCUAUUGUCUUCUAUAAAUGGGGUUUCAUCACUUACUGCUUAACGAAUAACUAUAUACUAUGAUAUGUUGGACAUUUCAGGAAAUGGUAAUUUGCCUUGCUACACAGUAAGAGGGCUAUUAAGACAACAUUUUUUUUUUUUAACCUCAGAUAAGUGCAUAGUGUCUUCGCAGUCCCAACAGAAGGGAGAGCUUGGCCAAUGGGAAGUAAAGUUACUCAUUCUAAACACUUGGCUAAGGUGAUUUUGUAGUUCUUAACAGUUCUCCAGAGCAUCUUGAACAGGAGUACUAAGAUAAAUGUAAAUCUGCAAUGGCUAAAAAGAGUUGUGAGCUUUUUUACUCGUGAUAAAACCUUAUAGGAAUAGUUAAAAAAAAAAAAAAAAAAAAAAAAAAAUCCCUGUUGAAAGCUACUAGUACAUUGGCCAGUGCUGGGUGGUACAGAUUCUUAUGAAAACAUAAGUGUAUUAGUUCAUUGCCAUGUAGUAAAAAGUAUACUUAUACAGUGUUUUGUACUUGUAUUUCGUGGUAUUAAAACAAUGAUGCUAAAACUGUGGCA
Molecule: messenger RNA, 1750 nt
Organism: Saimiri boliviensis boliviensis (Bolivian squirrel monkey)
Lineage: Eukaryota; Metazoa; Chordata; Mammalia; Primates; Cebidae
Source: RefSeq, a predicted model, not a curated record